This is a messenger RNA of Prosopis cineraria, 1822 nucleotides long. Its product is annotated as ribonuclease MRP protein subunit POP4-like. Lineage: Eukaryota; Viridiplantae; Streptophyta; Magnoliopsida; Fabales; Fabaceae. Bases 539 to 1600 code for a protein of 353 amino acids. Gene Ontology annotation, molecular function: ribonuclease P RNA binding. Gene Ontology annotation, cellular component: ribonuclease MRP complex; ribonuclease P complex. The record is from RefSeq and is a predicted model, not a curated record. Gene Ontology annotation, biological process: rRNA processing; tRNA 5'-leader removal. The transcript has 14 exons.
UACAACUCAUUCACCCUCUCAUUCCCUCCACGAGUCCUUUAAUGGCAUUCGUCUCUUCCCCUCAGCGAGACUGCUGUCCUCGCCUUACAAAUUUGACGUGGGUUCGAUGUGGGUUCAGUCAUUUGCAAAUCCGGCUCUCUUAGCAGUGGCCAAGGACUUGGGUAACGAUAUCGGAUUUGUGGCCGGCAAACUCAGUCAGAUUGCGCCCAUCUCUCAAGUUCUGAUCGUCGGGGCUCUUCAGAAUUUUGCUGGUUACUUCCUGCUCUGGCUUGACAUCACUCGAAACAUCCCUUCUCGGCCCUUCUGGGCGGACAGGACACUUCAAAAAUCCAAGAGCACGCAAGAUCUUUUCUUACGUAAUAAUCUUGAAAAAUGCCAACGGACAGCUUGACUUGGCUUCAAGCGAAUGAAAGCAAGCUUCUUCGCAUGAAUCGCCUUCACUCUCCAGACACAUAACCUCUUCUUGGAGCUUCUACAUGUGCCAUACAAUCAACAUUUGAAGUUGCCAACAUUAUUUCUCCACCUCAGCCUCUCCUUGAUGAUCCUCCAUGAUAGAUUGAAACACGAAACACCUCUCAAGAAGGUGUCCAUGGCUGCAGAGUCAGCCACUCAAGAUUCAAGGAAACGGACAUUGGAGGCAUUGGAGAGAAGAUUAGCUGUUGCCAAAGCUGAGCUUCUCACACAACAAAAGAGAGAUAAAAAGAGUAUAAAAGAAUAUGGGAAACAACAUACUGCAAGUAUUACCUCCACUGAUUCCUCAUCACUUUUAUGUGGUCCACCAGGCACGCCGCCUUUGGUCACAUCUUCUAAGAAAGGGAAUUUCACUUUCUCUGGCCAGGCUACUUUGCAAGACAGUGAAGAAGGUGGUACAACUUAUGCGCAGCUCUCUCAGACUGUACAUGAAAAUCUGCUGGCUACUAAUGAGGAGAUCAUGCAGUUUUCUGCUGGGAGAAAAAGUUCAAUAAAUAGUAUAUUACAUGAGCUUCUUCAGAAGGGAGAUUCGGCUCCAAAGUACCUGCAAGGCUCAAGAAGCAUGAAAAUUGAUAACUGGAUCCAUCUUGAUAAUCUUGUACAAAGAUGUGGAGCAUCUAGUGGUUCUCACAUCAGGGCUUUGCGAGUAAAUUCAAAACGAUCGAAGAAAAACAUGUCUAUGAAACAACAUAAAAAGCAUGGAACAUUGGACCUUCCUCAAAAGUUCCACAAAUUUGAUACUUUCAGGCCAACGCAUGAAUUAUGGAAAGGUUACAUGCAGCAACUUCUUACUGCAGCUGGGAAGAAUCAAUUAGCUCAAUGUCUUGUUGAUGCAGAUCUACAUGGUGCCAUCAUUCUAGAAGCUACCAAUGUCAUCUUAGCCUUAUCCACAAUGGCUGUAUUUUUAUCUUUUGAAUUUCACUUUUUGCAGUUAUGGUGUAAAGUAAUUUCUUUUACUGGAGUUUGUGGCAUUGUGAUUCGUGAAACAGCAGAAACGUUUGGGAUAAUUUCUGAAGAUAACAAAUUUCAAGUUGUUCCAAAAAAGAUUUCUGUAUUUGUUUUCCAUGUUGAUUGCUGGAAAGUCACUCUGCAUGGGGACAAACUCACUUCAAGAAAAUUGGGAUUAUGAUAUUUUGAUUUCAGGCUAGCAAUUGUACAGGUGCAGCUGAAGAGAGAAAAGUUGAAGAAUUUGCAAUCAAAUGUUUGAAGCUGUUUGGCCUCACGUUUCUCAAUUUUUCAAUUUCACAAGGCGGAGUCAUCCUCAUCCUCUAAAUGUACUCCUUUAAUUCUAUUUGUGGUAAAAAGACUAAUGUUAGUCCUAUUUAUAAGGUGCCUCAUUAUUUUCUAUGCA